GCCACUCGCACACUCCUCUUGUUAAUAUUCAUGGGAAAGGGCCGGAACGCCUCCGAUUGGCUACUGGACUCAGUUUCCAGGACGACGCGAACUAAACGAAAAGCGUCGCCGACUGCGGAACUGCAGGAGCCUAUUAGUUUUAGGCAAAUGAAACAAUUCUUCGGCGAAUUUAAAAUGGAGAAAAAGAACGACGAGAAGAAGGAGUUUGAUAAAAUAAUAUUCUCAGAUCACGACGAAGAACUUUCUAGCAGCAGGGACGUCAAAACAGAACCCUGUGUUGAAGAACCAGCCACCUGUGGGCCAGAACCCGCACGGGCUCUCAAAACCAACUCUGAGCGCGCGGUGUCACACAGUCAGAGUGUUAUUUUUGAGACUGACAGAGGCGACAGUGGCCGAUAUUCGGGGUUAAACCUCGACACCCCAAAGGCAGAGAGUCCUACUACUGCCGCUGAAGGCACAGACGACAAAACAGUCCAGCACGUAGACUCCCUCCAAGACUUGGGCACACAGAGAGACGAGGCCCGCAAACUAAACAGGCAGCUGCAGACGAAACUGGCGCAAUGCUUCCACAACACAGCCAUUGAUGGGGGCCAGCUGGGGAGAGGCAGGCCGGAGGAGGAGCAGCGACGGGGGUACGAGCGGUCAGUCCGGGUCCUGUCUGAGCUGAAGCAGCAGCUCGGCGCUGCUUCACAGGCGGCCUGGCGGCAGGCGGAGGAGCUCAGGGCACAGGCCCGCGACAAGCUGGGCAAGGUUUGAUUACAGACAGAUGGAGUCAAGAAAUCAUCCGCCUGACAACACAAAGUAGGCCAAAAGUUAUUAAAAAGCAACAAACUGUGGCAGUAAUUGUAUUUAUUGGAGCGUUUCUAUAGGCCAGCACCACUGCUGACCAGAAGAAAAACACAGAGGAAGGAGCUUUUUGAACACUGCAAAUUCAUCCAAAUGCUGAACAUCAUUUAUUUAUUUAUUCCUUCACAUCCCGGUUGUUUCUGUUUUUCUAUUAUAUAUAUAUUUUUUAUAUUUGUUGAGAUGUAUUUAUUUGCACUAUUUCCCAAUUUCUUUCUUUUUUUUUAUUGUUGUGCUUUCUUGCACAGUGACAGUGAAAUGAAUUCUUGUUCUGAUUAUUUUGGCAGCAGACAGUUUUUCAACAAACCUGAAGAGGCCUCUGACUGAAUGCUGCUGUCACAUUCCUCAACAAAACAAAACAAAAAAACUUUUUGGACAAAGUUCCCUAAACUGAUGAGACCAAAGUACAAUUUUUGGAAAGUGUUCAUCCUGUUACAUGUAGUGCAAAAGUGCAUUUCAGGAAAUUACAAAACAUACUAUUUAAACAUGGCAGAGCGACGGUCUCGGACUUCUUGGCUGACUUAGGAUUUUUCUUUAUUCUUUUUUCCUCCAUUGCUUUUGAUUAGUUAUCAGUCGACAUGCUCUUCUGUCAUUUGUAUUUCACUUAGACGCUUUUAAAAGUCUGUUGGAUGUCUGUUUUAUUCUUGUUCUUGGAUUGCCGGUGCUGGCUAACAACUGACGGUGCCAUCCAGGACGUGUUGCUGUGGAAUAUUGUCUCUGCCGCCUGGAAACGGAGAUCUUCAGUGUUUUAGGUGUUUGGCACUCGAAGCUGUCUAAGUAUGUACAUUUAUAGGCACCCCUGGCAAAGACGAGCUGAAAGGCCUCGAACGCCAAUUAGCGCUGAAGUAACGACGACUUUUUGCACGUCUUCGCCAGAACUUCUGACGUUUCUGGGUCCCUCUGAUUAGAAGAGCCCGGUGGUUCUUGAGCAGGUGCAGGUUUAUCUCUGCCAGAGAGGCAGAGGAGGCGGUGGCAGCUAUAAAGGCGGCCAUUGUCGCCGUUUCCCCGCAGCUCUCGCUCUGAAGACUUUAAUGAAAACCAGCAGCUCUUUUAGAUAUGAACCUGUGGCGGAUGGGCCAAUAUGUUCAGAAAGUGCCUUUAUUGCACAGGCAAGUUCAAGGUUUUGAACAUGCAUGUCUAAUAAGUUAGAAUGACUUUUUUCUUGUCUGUUGUGAAGUUUGCAUAAGAAUAUGAACAUAACUAGCUAAAUAUGGCUGUUAUGUGUUGAUUUUUGUUUUUUGUGAUCCUGGCAGGAAGGAAAUGAGAACAGAAGGUAGAACAGAGGAGAGAAGGAAAGACAGCAGAAAGAGGAGAACAUAAAGAACAGGGUAUUCCAAUAAAUGUUUAAAAUGGAUGACAGAACAGAGAGAAAGAGAAUACAGUAAACAGCCCAUAUAAUCAUACUGACAUAUAGAUCUGAGUGUUUUUAGCACACGUUUUACUUGUGAGAGCAUCAGUUCCCAUACUCUCAUUUUUAUUUGUCAG
This is a messenger RNA of Xiphophorus hellerii (green swordtail), 2328 nucleotides long. RefSeq names its product cilia and flagella associated protein 184 (gene cfap184). Lineage: Eukaryota; Metazoa; Chordata; Actinopteri; Cyprinodontiformes; Poeciliidae. Bases 31 to 756 code for a protein of 241 amino acids. The transcript has 2 exons. The record is from RefSeq and is a predicted model, not a curated record.